Molecule: messenger RNA, 3955 nt
Organism: Puntigrus tetrazona (Sumatra barb)
Lineage: Eukaryota; Metazoa; Chordata; Actinopteri; Cypriniformes; Cyprinidae
Gene: pamr1b
Product: peptidase domain containing associated with muscle regeneration 1b
Exons: 14
Coding region: 94-3522 (1142 amino acids)
Biological process (GO): proteolysis
Molecular function (GO): calcium ion binding; serine-type endopeptidase activity
Source: RefSeq, a predicted model, not a curated record
GGGAAAAUGUGAGUCAGGAGGGAGGGAAGUAAAGAGGAGAGGUGAUGUCAAAGUAGUUGAGCUCAGAGAGUAAACAGAUCUUAAGACUGCAGCAUGUGUUUAUCUGCUCAGCUGAAGAGGCUCAGUCGGCGGCCAGGCCAUAUUCUCUUCUCAAAGUUCACUACCCUACUCAUCAUCUUCCUCUUGUCGGCUCAGGGCACAGCCUGGCCGUAUGAUUACAGGUUCCUGUACAACUACUGUCCAGGGCCCGAGUGGAGUGUGAUGUGUAGGGGAUGCUGUGAAUAUGAUGUCAUCCACUGUAAAUGUCCUCUUCAAGGAACUUCGGUAGGUUAUGCAGUGCCAUGCUGUCGUAAUGCUGUAAAUGAAUGCGAUGCCUGCAUCAUCCAUCCUGGCUGCAGCAUAUUCGAAAACUGCAAGCGGUGUAACAAUGGCACAUGGGGCCCAAGGGAUGAUUUCUUUGUAAGAGGGCAGUACUGUGCAGAGUGUCGCCCAGGCUGGUCUGGUGGGGACUGUUUAACAUGUGGUGGAGUAAUUCAUAAGAGACAAGGUCACCUGGUUCUGGAGAGUUACCCAACCAAUGCCCGCUGUGAGUGGACACUAAAAGUUGAUCAGCCUUUCACCAUUGAUCUAAGGUUCAUGAUGCUCAGUUUGGAGUUUGACCACAGCUGCCAGUAUGACUAUGUUGAAGUGAGGGAUGGAGAGAGCUUGAACUCACGCGUGAUUGGACGUUAUUGUGGAAAUGAGCGACCUCCUCCAAUCAAAAGUACUGGCAAUUCACUGCACAUUCUUUUCAUCUCAGAUGGUUACAAAAAUUUUGAUGGGUUUUUUGCCAUCUUUCAGGAGAGCUCAGAAUGCACAUCCUCUCCAUGUCUGCACGAUGGCACCUGCAUUGUAGACUCCUCUCACUCCUUCCACUGUGCCUGCCUGGCUGGAUAUACUGGAAAGAGAUGUGAACAUGUGCUUGAGUGCAGAAGGCCUUUGCUUCCAGUCCACGGGACCACAGAGCAUCUGGAUGUAAGGGUUGGAGGACAUGCUGUGUUCCAGUGUGACCCAGGAUACACAUUAAAGGGUUUCAGGAUGGCCACAUGUUUAUUAGAUGGUUCAUGGAGCACACCAAGUCCAAAGUGUGUGCCUGAACAAUACUGCAGCAUUCCUCCAAAGCCAGAGCAUGGUGAUCACUUCCUUGUUUACGGACCAAAUGAUGUACUUAUUGCUAUGCAGUAUUUCUGCUAUAAGCAAUACAAACUGAACGGAACCCCUCAGAGAACCUGUCUGGGUAAUAACACUUGGAGUGGGACAGCACCAACCUGUGUCAAAGAGCUAGACAUAAUUCCUGCAGCAGAUAAUGAACAAAGCAAAGGCAAGCACAAACCUACCGGACAAGACCAAGCAGGUCAUGCAAAGAACAAAACUUCAAAAACAGUCAAAGAUAUAAAACCACAAAAACCUACCCCUGGAAAAGAAGAUGUGGGACAAGAUGGAAAGUUUGGCGAAGACAUGGGCAUAGAUUUUGGGAGCAAUAUUGUAAAAGAAAAACCUAAAGCUGAAAACAAAGAUGCUGAUACCAGCAUCAACACGAUCAGAAAGAAAGAAACCGAAGAGGAUAAGGACACUGUUAAACCCUUUGACAAAGAGGCACAUUUAGAUAUCGGAAAGAAAGUUGGAAGUUCAACAAAAGAUUUGGGCAUGGAAUAUAUAGAUAUUGUCUUGAUAGACAACAGGAUGGCCAAUAAUCAGACACCAAAGGCUGACGAAACCAAAGAUGAUGGAAUAGACAAAGGACAGAAAAGAACUGAUGGACCUCAAUAUACAAUAUUAAGCUUGACUGAAGAUGAGAAAAACAACAUUCUUCAUGAAAUAGAUACCAUACACAAAGGGAAUAACACUCAAUUUUUCAAUAGGAAUGAUAUUGAAAAUUUGGGGACAGUACUUAUAGAAACUGAACAACUCCCGACACCUAAUACUGGAAAUAAUAGCACAACAAUCGUACCGAUAGAGACCGAAACAACUGAAAAAAUGACAAUGACGGCUAAACCUACGGAAAAGGUCAAAGUGGAUGAAGUGAACGUAAAGAUGUCAGAACAGGAUUUACAGCAAGAGACAAAAAAAGAAUCUCAACAAAAUACAGACAUAGAAGAGGGUGAAGGGAGGCCAUGUCUUCGACUGUCACCGUUGUAUAAUGGUUACUAUAAGUUGGUUCCUGAUCUCCUUCCAGAAACAGUGGAGUACUUCUGCAAUCAGUCUUAUGCUCUGAGUGGGAGCGCACGGAGGACGUGUCAUCCUAACGGCACCUGGUCCGGCACACAGCCCAUCUGCAUGAGAGCCUGUCGAGAGCCCAAAGUAUCUGUGCUGGUCAAACAGAGAGUUCUGCCUCACCGUAUCCCAUCCAGGAAAACACCUGUGCAAAAGUUUUAUUCUUCCUCUGGAUUGACAAAUUUUUUAAGGGAAGUGCAGCCCACCCAGGCGCCUUUCAGCAUGCCCCCGCUCCCACAGGGGUUUCACCAUGUCUACACACAUAUUGAGUAUGAGUGUAUGUCACCUUAUUAUCAGCACUUUGGAAGUGCACGCCGAACCUGUCUGAAGAUAGGAAAGUGGAGUGGACGCCAUGUUUCUUGUUCACCUGUGUGUGGGAAGCUGACAAACUUUGACCCUCAGAACCCUUCUGAGACUAACUGGCCCUGGCUGGCUGCCAUCUACCGUUUGCCUACUGCAAGUAAACUAGGGAAGUUAAGUGUGGCCAAGACAAUGAAAGCAAACACUGAACCAAUGGAAGAAGAGAGUGACAUGGAUGGUUGGCAGCUUGUCUGCAGCGGAGCCCUGGUGAACCAGCGAAGUGUGGUUGUAGCCGCUCACUGUGUCACAGAGCUGGGGAAAUUAUAUCCACUUGACACGGCCAAAAUAAGGGUAGUUCUUGGCAAACAGUAUCGCAAUGAUCUGAGAGUGACCAAGGGACUGCAGCGAUUACGGGUAUCCUCCAUCACUCUACAUCCAAACUAUGAUCCCCUGGUGCUGGAUUCAGAUGUGGCUGUAUUGAAACUCUUGGACAAGGCUCGUGUUGGAGAACAUGUGCUUCCUAUUUGUCUACCAGACGCUCACAAUAUAGUAGAAGACUCCAGACAUGGGAUGGUGACAGGCUGGUCCCUCUUACCUGACCAGAAGGCUGGAGACGCUGAGAAAGCACGUGUUGGCCGUGUGAUUCUGGGGGAUAUUGUUCAGUGUGAGCAGCAAUAUGCAAACUACGGUGUUCCUAUCAGUGUAUCUGAAAACAUGUUGUGUGGGCGACAGGGUUCUGGUGCAGAGCAGUCAAACAUCUGCCCUGCUGACACUGGGGGGAUUCUUAUUUUGCCUCCAGUUUCCUCAGGUUCCAGUUUGACACCUCCACAUGGGCAGGGCUCACAGGAGUGGACACUUUUAGGGUUGGUCAGUUUUGGAUAUGAUUCUCUAAACUGCAACCCAGAGCUUUACACCGUAUACACUCAUGUUGCUAAUUUUGUCAGCUUUAUAGAGGAAAAUAUGACAUAGGCUGUCUCUGUAUCUCUGUCUCCUUUGUAUUCAUUAAUUUUUUUCUAUCCAUUAUAAUAUGGCAUUAAUGUACAGGCUUAAAUACACUGGACUAUGCACAGAUAUAUAUAUAUAUAUAUAUAUAUAUAUAUAUAUAUAAGACAUGGGACUUAAUUUAAACCUUAUUGUAACCAUUAUAAGGAAAAUAGUCCUAAGACAACAUAGUCCUAAAAAAAUAUUUCAAUGUUUUAGGAAAAAGUCCUAAAACACAAACACUGAGCAGCUUCUGACAUUUAAGUUGCCCUCAGUCUCUCAGGUUUGCUUUGACUAGAAAUCUUAUCAAUGUACAUAAACUGUAAUGUAUUUACCAUUGUAAGCACUAUUGAAAGAUGUAUAAAAGAUGUACAUAUUUUCAAAAAUCUUUGUACUAAAUAAACGUCAAUGUAAAUGUAAA